This is a messenger RNA of Ipomoea nil (Japanese morning glory), 1612 nucleotides long. RefSeq names its product probable polygalacturonase At1g80170. The coding region runs from base 57 to 1400 and encodes 447 amino acids. The record is from RefSeq and is a predicted model, not a curated record. Gene Ontology annotation, biological process: carbohydrate metabolic process. Gene Ontology annotation, molecular function: polygalacturonase activity. The transcript has 9 exons. NCBI's taxonomy places the organism in Eukaryota, Viridiplantae, Streptophyta, Magnoliopsida, Solanales, Convolvulaceae.
CUCACUUCUCUCCAGCUCUAUCUAUACAUAUAUAUACUAAUACUGCCUUGAAGAAGAUGAGGCUCUUCGAAUAUUCUUCUUUUUCUUCAAAACCCAUCUUCUCUGUUGUUAAUUUGUUUGUGUAUGGUGCAUAUCUCUUGGCGACGAUUGAGAAUGUAAAUGGGUUCGAAGGUUUGAUACAGCUCCCAACAUCUGGGUCCUUUUCUAUCAACAAAUCUGGACCUCUCAUUGUAAAUGUUACUGAUUUUGGAGCUGUAGGGGAUGGCAUUACUGACGACACUAAUGCUUUUCAGGAUGCCUGGGAAAUAGCCUGUUCUUCACGGUCUCGAGCAAAUAUUGUUGUUCCUGAUGGACAGUUCAUUGUUGGACCAAUUAAUUUUACUGGACCUUGCACAUCAAAGGUGACUCUGAGGGUCUUGGGAUGUAUUGUUGCACCAGAAGAUCCUAAGGUCUGGGAUGGUUUUGAUAAAAAUAAAUGGCUCUAUUUCGUCAAAGUGAAACACUUGAGUGUAGAAGGGGGAGGAACAAUAAAUGGGAUGGGUCAUAGAUGGUGGGCUGAGUCUUGCAAGAUCAACAAAACAAAUCCUUGUCAACAUGCUCCAAAGGCAAUGACCUUCCACAGAUGUAAUUACUUGAGAGUCAAUGGCAUCGUGAUGCUAAAUAGUCAACAAAUGCACUUAGCGUUUACCAGUUGUGUCAAGGUCACAGUUUCCCGUCUUAAGAUCUUAGCACCUUCCGGUAGCCCUAACACUGAUGGAAUUCAUAUCAGUGCAUCUACACAUGUUACUGUCAAGGAGUGCACUAUUGGCACAGGAGAUGACUGCAUAUCCAUAGUUGGAAACUCCUCACGGAUUCGUAUCACAAACAUUACUUGUGGUCCAGGCCAUGGUAUAAGUAUUGGAAGCUUGGGAAAAUCAAAUUCAUGGGCUAAUGUGCAUGAUGUUAGUGUGAGAGGAGCAUUUCUUUCGAAUACAGAGAACGGGGCGAGGAUUAAAACAUGGCAGGGAGGUAGCGGGUUUGUGAGGAAGAUUAUUUAUGAGAACCUAAUGAUGGAGAAUGUCUCAAAUCCAAUUAUAAUAGAUCAGUAUUACUGCGACUCAACGAAGCCAUGUUCAAACCAGACUUCAGCUGUUGGUAUCAGUAGAGUGUCUUUUGCAAGAAUUAAAGGAACUUCAGCUACCAAAGAGGCAAUACGAUUUGCCUGCAGCGAUAGCUCCCCGUGUAGGAACUUAUAUUUGCAGGAUAUUGAACUCGUUUCACCCUCUGGUGGAAGUACAUCAUCUUUCUGUUGGGAGGCCUAUGGCUCCACCACAGGGGACGUCUACCCUCCUCCCUGUUUUCCUUCUGCUAAAACUAUAACUCAACCUGUGAUCCAGCACAGCAACUUUACUUCCAUGUGACAACCUUUGUGGUUUCUGUUAUAAUACAUGGAUUGAUUGUCUGAGACAUUAUUAUGGUAACAGGGAUGAGAAAACCGAUAACAAGUCCAAGUAGAGAUGCCAUUUUAAUUCAUUGAUCAGCUUCUUGAUUUUGUGUUAUGGUAUAGGUAACAUUCUGUGAGUUGUCUUUUUAAGUAUAAUAAUAAUAUAUUUUCACAUGGUUGGAUUUGAAA